This is a messenger RNA of Tetranychus urticae (two-spotted spider mite), 8052 nucleotides long. RefSeq lists its product as uncharacterized. Lineage: Eukaryota; Metazoa; Arthropoda; Arachnida; Trombidiformes; Tetranychidae. Gene Ontology annotation, molecular function: lipid carrier activity. The record is from RefSeq and is a predicted model, not a curated record. Gene Ontology annotation, biological process: lipid transport.
UAUAUUAAAUUAAUAGGCCGCCCUCGAUCUUGAUCAACAUAUAUAAGGAGUUGAAUCAAUGCUUCGUGAGAUCAUAAGUCUUGAGCUUCAUCUAAAAAAAUGGAUCUCAGGCUAAUUAUCGUUUUGUGCGCUCUCGCCGCCACCCGAGCCGUCCCACAAUCGGAAAUCGUUUCUGGACAAUGUGCCUCACAAUGUAAAUCUUCCGAAUUGAACGAAUACCCAACUGGUCAAACUCAUGUAUACAAAUACUCAACACGAACUUUGGUAAACUCAUGGAAUGCCGCUAUUGAUCUUAAGGGAGAAGCCCUUCUUACCCGGUUGUCUACUUGUGAUUACUCUGUUGAGCUUCGAAAUGUAGCCAUCAAUGGUAUUCCUGAUGCUCGCGCACGGGAAGAACAAUUGGCAGCUCAUCCUUUGAGGUUCGCAUGGACUGAUGGUGAAGUCACUGAUACUUGCCAACAUCCAGAGGAUCAUGAAUGGGCAAUCAACGUCAAGAAGGCUAUCGUCUCUUCUUUCCAAGUUGUUGGUACCAGCGGUUAUGUCAAGAAGACUGAACGAGACAUCCUUGGUGAUUGUUCAACCACCUACCAACAAGGUGAAUUGUCCAAUGACCGAAUUGUCAUGCACAAAGUUAAGGAUAUUGCCACCUGUCAAUACCAUCAUGGUGAUAAAAUUGCUGCUGUCAUUUCAUCUGUCUUGGAGACACCCCAAAAGGCUGAAUACCAAUGUAAACAAACUUGGACCUCCAAGUACAUUCUUAAGUCAGUUAGCUGCGGUCAUGUCGCUUUAACCCAAACCAAUGUUAUGGCCAACCUUACCAUGGAACUUGUUAAGACCGAAUCAAGAACUUCAACCAAGUCUCUUGAAUCAUUCCGAAGAAGCCAACUUUACGCUUCCCGAGUUCAGCGACCAAAGAAGUCAAUCAAUGAAGUUACUGAAACUUUGAACCACCUUUGCAAAGCUGUUGACAGUCAAAUCAAAUCCAACUCACCCUCAGCUUUCCUUGAAUUGGCUCAUGCCUUGGAAACUUUGAACUACAAUGAAAUCAAGCAAACAUGGGAAUCAAUGGUUAACAACAAACUUGAUCAACGAUGCUCUUCUGACCGAGUCAAGUCUAUGUUUGUCGAUGCUCUCCUCCAAAUCCGAACCGGUCCAGCUCUUAAAUUCUUGGUUAAAGAUCUCUCCAAGAACGAAAAUGUUUCAGAGAUGAAAUUGAAGGCUGCUAUUUACUCACUUGUCUACAAACCCGAGCCCUGUUCUGAAACCAUGGAAGCCAUCCACGAGUUCCUCCGAAGUGAGCGACCAGUUCUUCAAACUCUUUUUGGAGUCACUGCUGCUGUACAAAAAUACUACGAAAUUACCGGUGACAAGAAGCAAGCUAUCAUUGCUCUUGAAUUGAUCUUAGCCCGUUUCAACCGAGCUUCAGAAAACGAAAAGGUCAUUUAUGUCCGAGCCUUAUCCAACAUUCGAUUCGAGGCUAACAUCUUACUCAAGGCCUUGGAGAAAUACAUUGAAUCAGGAAAGCCCGAACUUCGAGUUGCUGCUAUUGAAACUCUUGAGUUACUUGACGCUUGCAAUGAUUUAGUUUACGGUAAACUCCGACGAAUGGUUAUGUCAACCAGUCAACCAAAUGAAGUCCGAACUCGAGCUCUUAAAGUUGUUCUUCGAUGUGGUGAUGAGGAAGCUAUUUCUCAAAUCAAAUCCUACAUUGAAUCACACCCUGAAGACAAACACUUCAUCAGCUAUGCUGACUCCUACUUACGAAAUGCCAUGCGAACCAUGAAUGUAGACAAGCAAGUCAUCCGACAAAAUGCCCAAUUAGGACAAAGUCAAUGGAAAGAGCCAAAGAUGACUGUUUCACGAAACAUUGAAUUCUCCCAAAGAGCCAUCUUAGGUAAAAUUGGUUUCAACUACGAAAUUGAUUCAAUUGUUGACAAUGGAAAAGAAAUGCCAACCUGGGCUGUUUUGAACUCAUCUAUUGCCCUCCAACAAGCUAACCAACUCAACUUCGAAUUGGGUCUUCGUCAAGAAGGUAUGGAUAAACUUGCCGUCCAAUUGUUCGACAAGAUUAACCAAAUCAAGAUGAAGGACUUGGAGAAGAUCGUUGAAGAAGUUAGAGAAAAGCGAGACUUUGAGCCACUUGUUCGGGAAUUGACUAAGAUCAUUGAAGAAAUCCAACGAUCAGCUGUUAACUCAGCCCAAUUCUCUGCUUACAUCAAGAUCAAUGGUAUCACCCUCUUCUACUGGAAUGGUGUCCCAAGCUCAAUCGAAACACGAGAAUCUCUUAGACGAAUCGUCAUUGAGAAUACCGAAACCCGAAAGGCUAUUGAAGCUUCUCUUAGCUGGAUGUUUGUUGAUUACCAAUUGAACAAACCUUUAGCUUCUGGUCUUACCCUCCGAUACAAACACGAAGGAUCAUUCAUUCCUGGCAUCAAAGCUUCCCUCAAAUCUCAAGCAGCCGCUGCUACCUCAUCAAAACGUGUUCUUGAUCUUUCUCCUAACUUUGCUUUUGCAUUCGUUUACGGUUACGAAUUGGUUCUCGCCAAGCCUGUCGCUAGUCAACUCACUAAAAUGAUUGUCAACUCUGAUGUUGUUAUGGAUGGUCUUCAUUCUCUUACUCGAUCUGGUCUUUCAGAGGUUCACACCUUUGUCCUUAACACCAAGGAUGAGAUGGAUCUUCUUCGAUUAGACAUCUCCAAGAUUACCCGAGACAGCAAUGGUAAUGAAAUCAAGGAACGAUCAUUCCCUGGUUACAACAGUGAAUGGUGUUCAACUGAAUACACUGACAAAUUCUUCGGAUUCGCCUUAUGUUUCGGUGGUCAAGAAGAAGUUAAUGCUGUUAUGGAAAAGAAAAACGCUCAAGUUGUUCGACGAUUCUUCGCCAAAAAAACCGACAAGAGUCUUAACACUUACGAAUUGGUUGUCAGAAUGGGUCAAGGUGAGAAAGCAAUUACUUUCGAUACCCCCAACACCAAAGUUAACCGAAAGGUUGAAAUCGUUGUCGGAAAAUCCGGUGACUUCAAGACCAUGAAGAACUUUGCUGGUAAAUUCUGGGUCCUCGUUGACUCUCCAGUCAAAUCUUUUGAUUUCAAUGUUUCUGCCGCUCUUCCAUCUGAAAACCAAUGGAUUGUUUCCGUUGAUACCCAAGUUGACCGACGAGUUCACUCAGCUCGACUUGCUAUGGAACCACGAUCAAACCGACAAUACAUCAUUAACAUGAUGGCAACCUCACCUCUUUUACGAGAAAAGCUUGACUACGAUCUUACUUUCACUGCUCCACUUUCAGUCAAGGAAGGUAAUGAAAUGAUGGCUCAAAUUCACUCCAACAUGGGCAACAAGCGAAACCGACUUGGUCUCAUCAAGAUGAACCGAAACAAGCAAGAACAAUACAAGGUUGAAUUUGAAUUGAACAACGAAAAGGCUGAAAAAAUCAUGCACCUCAUGCUUGAUGGUUCAAUCCGAGGAUCUUACCCAGUGUUCACUGGUCUUCAUUACUCUGGUAGAGUUGAAUACAGACGAACAGUAGGUAAAAUGGAAGAGAUCACUCUCACUGGUAACUACAAGAUCGACACCACUGGAGCAGCUAAGGCUGUCACCAACAACUUGGAGAUCAAGACUAGCCAAUGGCCACAAAUCAACGGUAAACUUGCUCACAAGAUGUUCUUCAAACAAUCUGAACACUUAGAGAAUGAAAUUGACCUUAAAUACGGUCGAGACUUCAAUGAAGAAUCUACCCUUAACCGAAUCGUCCUCCGACAAGUUUCAUCAAUGAAGACUGGUGCCAAAAACACCGUUGAAGUUAAGAACACUUUGAUCGCUGAAAACCGAGCUAGACAAUUCAACCACAAGGUUGAAGGCCGAGUCACUUUUGCCCCACGAUUGGAAGUACUUAAAGUUGAAAUGACUCACUCUGACUUGAACCGACCUGAAAACAACCACAAAAUGAUCAUCGAUCACAAGACCACCGCAUUGUCUGAGGGUACUCUUAACCUUGUCCUCUCAUCUGCCCAAGAAUCACGAAGCGUUAAGACUUCAUACGCUUUCACCUCAUCACCCAAAAUGAACACCAUCUACAAGGUUGAGCCUAAAGGACGACCAGUUCGUGGUUACCAUGUUUCUGCCGCUCUUAACCGAGCCUCUGGCAAGCAACAAGUUAACUUCGAGAUCCUUUCUCACCCAGAUAACCGACAAAUUGCCAAGAUUGAUGCUGACUUGAGUCGAGAACGAUCCAAGGCUGCUGCUAACCUCAAGGUUUCAGUCCAAGAAAGAAAUCUCCUUAACGCUGAAUACGACCGAAAUGCUCACCAAAUCAAGAGCAAAGUUUCUGUACCUGCUGGUUCAAUUGAUAGCAUGGUUGACUUGAAAGCUAAAUCUUUCAAACUCAUCACCAAGGACUCAAAGGAUUUGACUCACGAACUUUCUGCCAUCAACGCACGAGAUGUUAAGAGCAUUAAAUCAACAACCCUUUCAGGACCUAAAAUCAUGCCUAGCUUUGAAGCUAAAAUGGACACAACCAAACAACACUAUGAAUUCAAUUUACAAACCAGAAAGGUUAAUGUUCUUGCCGAAUUGAAGGCUUCUCUUGCCGAAAAGGACUUCAAGUUUGAAUUACAAUGCAAUGAACACGGUGAAAAACACUCAACCCACCUCAAAUGGUCUGACAAGCACAAGAUGUUGAUUUCUACCCAUGAACAAAACCAAAAACCAAUCUACUCAUUUGAACUUCGAUCAGAGAACAAGAAUGAACUCGUUCACAAACUUGUCUUGAAGGUUGGAGACGAAUUCGAAAGCCGAAUCCAACAUGUCUACAACUCAGAAAAACGAUUGUCCAAGAUCGACAUGACUGCCAACAAAGGAGAACUCGAAGCUAAAAUCAACACCAAGAUUGCUUUACCCAUGAAACGAUCCCGAUUCGGUAAAACCGAGAUGCCCACUGUUGACAUCAAGGCCAACCUCAAGUAUGAAGGCAAGGAAUCAUCAUUGCUCAUCAGCAACGAUCAAUUCACCAAGAUUCACCUCCAACACCGAAACCGAUCCGGAGUUCCAUUAGUCGUUGACAGUAAAAUCGAAUCCGACAAAUGGGCUGUUGUUGGUCACGUUGAUCAACUUAAAUGGAACAUUGUUGUCAUUCCCCGAGAAUCCAAGAAAUCAGUCGAAGUCAGCGUAGAAGGUUACGGUGCUGACAUCAAAUUCAACCUAGGCUUAGAACAAGAGUCAUCUCAAUGGAAGGCUAUUGCUCAAUCCAAGCUUAUCGUCAAGGGUGACAAGAAAAUCGAUGGUCAAAUUGAAGGUACUUUCGCCAAGACUUUGAUUGCUGGUCCACACAGAAUUGUCAUCAAGAACUUCAACCAAGACGUCUCAAUGACUUACAAACUUGUCAACGACAAACUUGAAAUCACCUUCGGUGCUAAUGACAAUGGUCAAAAGCUUAUUGCCGCCAACUUCAACGGUGACAAAUUCCAACGUGGUCGAGUUUUCAACGUCAACGGUAAACUAGAACUUACCUCAGAAAAGUACGAAGCUCUCCGAAAAACCGCUUACGAAGUCAAAUACAACCGAGAUGGACGUAAAGUUGAUAUGGAAGUUGAAAAGAAGGGAUCAAACCCAAUGAACUUGAAAGUUUCCGCUGAAAUCGCUCGAGAGGGUGCCAAGGUUAACGCUGAAAUGGCUGGCCGAACUGCCUCUGGUAAACAACGAAAACUCGCCAUCGACUAUACCCGACUUAACAAGAUUGACUUCUCUGCUAAGCUUUACGAAAUGUCCAAGGUUGACUCUGAAUUCAGUGUCUCCCUUCCUCUAGUCAGACUUGCUGAAUUCAUCGGCAAUGAAGCUUCUUUCUACCUUCGAUCCAAAUCCCUUGACUCUGAGGCUUCUUUCAAGCUUCAAGCUCCAUCAAAGACCUCAGUCACUGGUUUAACCAACUUGAAGAUCCAAGGAAAACAAUGGUUCCAAUACACUUUGGCCAUUAAUGAUGGUUCAUCCGUUCAAUUCUUUGGUUUAGAAAAGGUCAACAACAAAUUGGAAAACCCAAUCGCCAUCCUCAAUGAACUUUACUUCAAGGGUAAACCCAUCUUCUUCCACCAUCUUUUGAUUUCUGACAACCUUAUUUCCUUGAAAACUGAAUCACCCAACCUCUUCAAAGUUAACCAAGCUUUGACUUUGUUGGAAAACCCAGAGAUCUUCGGUAAAUACUGUUGGGAUACCAAAUGCUCCAAGAUGAACUCUAAAUUGGUUCUCGGACAAAAAGGUUUGAUCCAAAUGAACAUUGAAGGACCAAACAGCGACAAACAACGAUAUGAUGUAUCUUUGAAAUGGAACCAAGAACAAGGAAAGGAAUACGGUUCAGUUCUUGUUGCCACUAGUGGACGACAAUAUGGUUAUGAAAUGUCUCGAAUGGUCAAAAACGCCAGAAACGCUGUCUAUGAAUCAAGAAUCACCCUCCCAAAGAGAAUUGUUACCCUUACCGCUACCAAAGAUGAGAAAUCAUCUUCUCAAGACCGAUACCAAGGCGAAUGGAGUCUCGUUAUCCGACCAAAGGAAAACGCUGAUGCUCUCAAGAUCACCUUAGACCGAUCCAUCAAGCGAUCAUCUAACAACUUGAAGGCUGACCAUGUCAUCUCAUUCGAGCACAAAACUCUCGCUAAGCCCAUCAAAUUCAUUUCCUCUGUAAACUUACUUAAAUCUGAUGUUCCUGCAUACAGCAUCUGGGGUAUUAAAUCCGCUGAUGUUAAAAUGGGAUUGAACGUUAACGGUGAAGAGAACCACGACUUAAACAGUGCUUUCUACAUGGAAAAGGCUUCAGACAAGAUGAACUACAACUGGAGAAUCUGGGAAAAGGAAGAAAAAAUCGACUUUGGAUGCAAAGGUGUCUUCAGCUCAAGUGGAAGCUUGAAAGCCAAAGACUUACAAGCCUUGAGAGACUGCAACUGCCAUUGGGUUAACCGAAACGGUGAACGUAAAGAAUUCAAGAGAGAACAAACAUUCAACAUGCACGACCUCAUCACUUUGAACCAAGGAUUACCUCGAAUCACUUUCCAUGACAACAUCAAACACCCACUCGGAUCAUACUUCUACAACGGAACCUUCCACUUCUUUGAUGCCAUCAAAGAUGCCACCAUUGAUUUUGGAUUCAAUGACGGUUCACGAUACAAGCUCCAAGCCAAGAUGGAUGCCACCAAGCCAGAAAAGUGUGUUGAAUUGACCCUCUUUGAAGCCAACAAUGCUGCAGAGAAAUACGGUCUUCGAACCUGUUUAAACCUCAAAGCUCGAUCAGAAAAAUCAGUUUUCCUUUUCGAAAUCUUCACUUUUGCUAACCAAGCUUCCAUGACUGAAGGCGAACGAAAGGUUGACUUCUCAAUCAGACGAAUGAAGGAUUAUGUCAAUGACUACCUUGUCCGAAUGACCUGGGAUACCAACAGUAUGGCUCAAGCUACCUACCAAGCCGUCGACCUCCUUGAACGAGCAACAAACGAACGAAAUGCCAUCAUUAAGGAAAGAGAUAGUGAACUUAAAGCUAAAAUGGAAUACAUUCGAUCAUCUAUUGGUGACAGAAUUGGAAAGGCCAAGAAACACCUUAACCGAGAACUUGAUGAAAUUACCACUGAAAUGAAACCUGAAACUGAAAUGAUUAGCAAGAUGCUCACAAAAGUUACCCGAACUCGACGAGCCACCAUUACACCAAUUAAAAGACGUAAUGUUGAUCUUAGUUCCGAGAUGACCUACGACUGGAGAAACUACGAUCUUGAAAAUGGUAUCAUCGAAGUCAUCUUCCGAAAUGUUGAGGCUGAAAAGGUUCCUCUAUUCCUCUACAAAUUACUUCUUAAAAAUUCAAUGAUUGGAUUAAUUUAAAUUAGGACUUGAAUUAUAUAUAGCAAAAAAAACUCAACCAAAUUUCUCGAAUUUUUUCUCUUUUAAUUUGCUUCAAAUCUUUAUCUCGCGCCCCUUUUUCCUUAAAAAAAUAUCCAUAUUUUUGUUGAUUGUAACAAAAGUGGACCUCAUGUCUAAAAAAUGAUUGUUAUCCUAUCGAAUAAAUUAUAACAUUUCAAGCCAAAA